Colletotrichum abscissum is the source of this 3021-nucleotide messenger RNA. RefSeq lists its product as uncharacterized. The record is from RefSeq and is a predicted model, not a curated record. Bases 1 to 3021 code for a protein of 1006 amino acids. The transcript has a single exon. NCBI's taxonomy places the organism in Eukaryota, Fungi, Ascomycota, Sordariomycetes, Glomerellales, Glomerellaceae.
AUGCCAGCAAUUUCUCCUCCCCAUGACUAUUCGCAAGGGCAAUUCCAACAAUCUCAGACUGUGCAAAGUCCUCAAUAUGGCGCUCAACAUCCUCAACAAACUUACCAGCCCACAUACGGCGCUCCUUCUUACCAUCAGAGCCCCCCCAACAGUCACAAUUAUCAUCAACCAAGCUCCGUAAGCCGACCUGAGCCAACUCCUCAGAACUUUUAUUCGAAUGGCCAGCCUCCCUACACCCAGCCGAACUCACCCUCGGCAACGUACACGCACCCUAAUCAAGGACCAUCAUCGUCUCAGAGUCAUAGUCUAUCAAGUGCUCUGCAACAGGCGACCUCAUUGUUUUCGGACAGUGACAAAGUUGUCAAGUCUUACUAUGGACUCAAGAGCAAAGCCAGAGCCAAGUUCACCCAAUUCGUCUCGCAGAGCGUGACACCUUCACAGCCUACCUACAAUCCUCAGGUCCAGUACGCUCAGAACCACAACCCGCCGUAUAACCCUUCACCAUCGUCUCCAUCUCCCGUUCAUCCUCCCGGCGCUCAAUACCAUCAAACUCAGCAAUCUUACUACCAGCAUCCGAGCCCAAUAGAAAACUUGGCAACUCCACCAGCACAGUCUCCCUACUAUCACCCGCCCCCUUCUCAGGAACAGGCCUAUCCUGUACCAUCUCAUAGUUCAGCUGUGCUGUCACAGCAACGAGAUCAGUAUAGUCAACAGACUCAAAAGGAUUCAUCUCCUCAUUAUCUGGCUCAUAUCUCACAAACCCCCGGGAACGAUGGUCCAUCUGGCAUGCCGACACCCAGUGCCAUCUUUUAUGGGAACGACAAUCCCAAUUCCGCCGUUCAGCAACACACUGUACCUGCAGCUUCAACAGCAACUCACACACCGCCUGUGGUAACACUGCAGCAACUUCCUGAGCAUCAGCAGCAUAUUCAACUUGUCCAGGAAGGGACCUCUCGCCCAAUUGAAGCUACGCAAGAGCCAGGAAGACCUACAGCAGGCGCUAUUCAUCCCUCGACCUCGCUGAUAGAAGUCAAUACCGCUGAAUGCCCACCUUCUCAACCCCACAUUGCCGAGAAGGUCGCUCAUGUUUCUCACGAGGAAGUACCGGCAGCCAGUUUAGUCGACCAAAUUUCUACAAUCCUCGGCAAUGUCAGCAUUGGCGAAGCCCCUUCAUCGCAGAGCAACCCUCCGACGCCUGACGCUGUCGACUUCCACGACUACAAAAGAGCCCUUCCCCGUGUCACCGAAAAUGGGGAACCUAACGCAGUUGUUUGGGAAUGCCCAGCAGACCGAGAGGUCAAGUAUGAAACAGACUGGUAUCAUAUAUCAGACAUACCAAACUUCCUCGUCUGCACACACUGCCACGAGAGUUGCCUUGCACAGACACCCCUGGGAGGCUCUUUCAUACGCACCAGGCAACCGGGAGGACGUUGUCGGUUCAAUGCUCCCCGAAUCACCAGACUCCUGCUACCCGAGUGUCUCAAGCGCAGAGAUAUCACUCCUCUGCGGGAGUUCAUGACAGCUCGACUCGAUGUCCUGGACUGCAAAGGAGUCUCGGGUGCCGAUGGCUCAGCAGGAAUCAAAUGGUACCAACCGCUUGACGACAGACUCGAUGGCUUCGUAUCUUGUGAGGCUUGUUAUCAAGAUAUCGUGCUGGCAACAUCGUUCCGUGACAAAUUUGUUCCGCACGACUCACCCCAAGCAUCUGAUGCCGUCUGGGCCUGCGACAUCUGUCUCCCCUUCAUGAGUCGAUCCAUAGUCAGACUUUCAAAAUCAGGAGUCGACGGCUGGAACUCAUGGGUAGAAGCAGCAGCGAAGCACAUUGCUCUGCCUGAAUGCGACAAGGGGCCCGUAUCGCCGUCCUCCAGACGCUGGAUGCGACUGCGCGGCGAGCAGCAUCCGGAUUUCAAAAUGUGUGAAAAGUGCUACGAGAAACAUGUGGCUCUGACGACACUGGAUAAGAACUUUGAAUCUAUUCCACAUGUGCCGAGUCACACAGGAUUAGACUGGAUGGACGCCGCACUAGGCUAUACAACGACGGAGCCUACGCCCAUCGCAUGCAGCAUGAACAGCUUGCCCGUUGAGGUCGCGCUCACAGACGCCAAGGACUUUCAGGACAUCAACGUUCUCUACCGUGCUCUGGAGGUCAUCCUCUCCUGCCCACCGUGUACCGAACGGGGCAUCAUCAACGGCACGUGGUACACGUUGACCGGCGGCGGCUGCGACGACUAUAGGAUCUGUGCCCCAUGCCACGCAGCCUUCAUCACCCCAUUCGGACUGGACCGAUUCUACGAGAAAUCUCAGAGCGAGGAAGCAGGAGAGACCUACUUCUGCAGCUUCGAGCGAUCCUCGGCCCCGCGAUGGGUCGACCACAUGAACCGCAACGCCGAAGCCGUCGAGACCGGCGUCUGGUCCCGCUACUCCGACUUCGUGCGCAAAUUCGCCGGCGUCCCGCACUGCGCCAAGGAGAACCUCGUCGACAACCGCCGCUGGUAUGGGUGGGACGACUGCACAAUCUGCCCAGAGUGCUACAUCACCUUCUGCCAGGAGAGCUCGCCACCUCCCCCUAGUCUGACAAUGGAAUUCAACAACGACCUUGUCGUCGAGAAGAGGAUGUGCUGCCUGUACUCCCCGCGCAUGCGGCAAAAGUGGAUCGAGGCGUGCGAGGCGGGCAACGCGGAGGCGCUGAUCGAGUUUUCGAGGGUGCGGCACGGGGUUUGGGUGCAGACUGUGCUGCAGGUCCAGGCGCUUCGCCAGAUGCAGGAUAUGCAGAUGAUGAAUGCUAUGCAUGCGGGCUUCAUGAGUGUUACGUACCAAGGUAUUGAGGGGAUACAGGUGGUGUCUGGCACGACAGAUGGGUACGAGCAUGGGAAUAGUCAACUUGGAUGGCAUGCGACGGAGGCGGGCGCAACGAGUGCAGCUUUUCGGAAUCAGAUGCAGGCUGGGAUGGCUCAGUCUAAUAGUUCGAAUACGUGGAUGACGAUAUGGCAGUUGUUGCUGAAAUGGUCAGAGUAUGAGUAG